This is a messenger RNA of Lytechinus variegatus (green sea urchin), 3796 nucleotides long. RefSeq lists its product as uncharacterized. Lineage: Eukaryota; Metazoa; Echinodermata; Echinoidea; Temnopleuroida; Toxopneustidae. The transcript has 7 exons. Gene Ontology annotation, biological process: regulation of apoptotic process; signal transduction. The coding region runs from base 599 to 1600 and encodes 333 amino acids. The record is from RefSeq and is a predicted model, not a curated record. Gene Ontology annotation, molecular function: protein binding.
UGAAAUAUGACCCUUGCUUUGAGCAAACAACGACGAUGGUUGAGUGUGUUUCCAUGUGAACUUGAACAGUUAUACUUUGUAGACCGUUGGGAAAACCCAAACGCAGGUUGAGAAGUAAUCGUAAUGGUGGCUCGUGUACAAAAGAGACACUCAUUGUGAAAUAUUAAUAUUCACGAAUGAUUGCAGCGCCAAAAAUAAAUCGAAUUCCCUGCAUGUACACGCACGCUGACGGUAUAUAAGGAACUUAUGGGGGAUACGCUCAUCCUACAUAAAUAAAUUUAGUAUUUUGUUGUAAUUUUAUAACGGAUGCUGACUUGAACAACCGAUCACUUCAAAGGAACAUUAAUAUUAACCGUCUCCAGCAUCUCAGCAAUAUCGUCUUGUACACAAAUCUCUGGAUGAGUAAUAUUACGUGCCUGUGGGUAUAGGAUUCUGGAUGAGAGUGGCGCCAUUUUGUGAUGGGCGUGCAUGCACACAGUCGGCCGACAGAACAUUCAUCUGACAAGUGGUUUUCACGUGAAGUAUCAUACCUCCGGUCUCACACCAAGAUCCCUUCAUCGGCUUCUAUGUAGACUUACUGCACUUCAGAGUACAUGAAAUGCCAGCCAAGCCAUCACCCGAAGACACCAAACUAUUGUUCGAUGUGGCCAAGAAGAUAGAAGCUACCAACGAUGGGCUCAGUGACUUCAGGAACGUUUGCCGCGAUCAGAAACACAUCAGGGCUUUUGACUACCAAAAGAAAAGGGCAUUCGACAUCAUCCAAGAGCUCAAGAGGAAGAUGAUUGUACAACCGGGCAAGUUUGAGAAGUUUGUGGAGAUACUUGAAAUAAUCGGAAGGGCAGAUGUCAUCAAGAUGCUUCCAGGUUAUGAAGACUAUGAAUCAAUGAAAGGAGUAAAUAAUAACCAAGAUAAUAAGGACACCAUGAUGUCUACACCGCAGAGGAAUGAAACCAGCUUAGACGGCUCUUCACCAUCUUCUGAUUCUUCAAGUGGUACUGGUAGGGUGACAGAUAUAGAACUCUCCAACCUCUCGGAUAACAUCUCACCAGAUCGUGUUCUUCGCCUUGGUAUUUUCCUUGGUAUACGUUUUCCAAAGAUUGAAACGAUAAUGAAACAAGGAGGAACUCUUGAUUUGCUAAUCAAUUGGAGAAAAAAUGUACCAGAACGAGAUCAACGGCAAGAACUUCACCAAGCAUUGAAAGAGGCAAGCCUGGGUCAUCUGGUGACUGCCUGUGUACAUGGUCUAGGAGACGGAAACAAUUCAUCACCUGAAGAUGAAGGUCCUCUCAGCAGAUCUUCCAUUAUUUCAGAAAAGAUGCUCAGUGGGUUAGCCGGAAGGAUGGGGGAAGGAUGGUCCCACUUCGGCAUUCAACAUCUAGGCAUGUCAAAGAUCGACAUUGAUCAUUUUAAAAGCAAAGGAUCAUGCAUGGAGGACGAAAUAUUCUUCAUGUUAUAUGAGUGGCGUCAACGUAAUGGUAAAGAUGCAACGAUCGGGAAACUACUUGAUUUAAUCGAAUCGAGUCCUUACUUCUCACCGGACACCAGUGACUUUAUUCUAAAACAACUAUCAAUCGAUGUACCCGAGGAUCUUCCUCAGUGAGGAUUGCAAAGGAUAGCGACCUACAGACAAUGUUGGACCGACCAGAGACAAAUAUACCAUGAUGAUCAAUGAAUGUUCAAUAAUUACAGGAUUAUUUAUUGUGAAACCUUAUCUGAACGUGACAGUGACUAUUAUUAUUCGUAAUUUGUUUUCAGAUGUGCUGUAUUUAAUUGCAAAGUGAAACCAACAUUCCAUUUGUGAUCAAAUAUAUUAUUUUGGAGAAUGAAAUCGUCUAGUUCAUUCAUCGGAAAUCCAUAAUUCGGAAUGAUAUAGGCCUAUAUUAUUUUGCGUGUAUUCAAUUCCAUUUUCAGUGAAAAAUACCGGUACCACGCAUUAUCGAACAUUGGAACGGGAACUUUUUAGUGCGUUCUCAUUCUCUGUCCAAUCUUGCCAAUAUGAUUAUGUAUUUCAUGUUUUAUUAAUUUAAUUUCUAUUUAUAUACAAUUGUAUAGGUGGAUUUGUAUUCAUUAUUGAGAAAUAUAAUGCAGUUAUUUAGUUGAAUGUGAGAGUCAUAAUUGAAGUUGAACACCGGGUGUGAAGAGAAAGUUUUGACAUAUAAACUUGUCAAUAUUUAGUAAAUUAUGUAAGAGCAUGCUUGGCUAGGGGGGGGGGGUAGAAUUUUGAAUUUCGUACAGCAAUCUAUGCUGACAGAUGGUUGUCUCGCACACCGAUCCCCAUCCCAGAACCCCCCCCCCCCGAAAUCGCCACGAGCGUUUUGUUCUGAACAAGUUUGGGAUAAUAUUUUUGUGUAAUAAUUAUAUUUAAAAACAUGACAAAGAAGUCGUUGCAAAAAUCAACUGACGCAUCUGUCGUGAAUUCUGACGAAAAUAUAUUUUUGUAGUCACCCACCGAUGUAAUAACACUUUCUAUGAAAUCACAAAUUACCCCUCAGCCAAAAUCAAACUGGGAUAUAGGUAUAAACUGAUCGAGUCAUUUGAGGAGAUUCCGUCGGGAUGCUUAUGUACCAAAUGUUAAUUUCAAUUUGAUACUCAUUAUUUUCAACUUUGUUUCCACAUUGGUCUGGAUUUUCGAGCAACUUAAAAUUCCUUGAAUAAACCGUUUUGUAUAGGGAAGUAUAUUUAGGUGGCAAUGUAUAUGUAUUGCAUGCAUGCAUGAAUAUGGUAUAAAUUUAACAAAAAGUGUUUGGUGGUUUUGAAAACUUUUAUAUUAGUCGAGUGUCGUGUAAAGCUAUAGCAUGACUAUUCUCGAGUGCCCCAUUUUCAUUUGAAAUGUGACUGUGCGAUGUAUAUUUUAACUUUGUAUAUACAUUUAAAAAAAAAACAUAUCAAAUUGUAAAACUUUGACUUCUAUAUUUAAUGCCAUUUUAAUGAUUCGAUAUAAUGAUGCCAAUAAAGUAUAUGUCUGUUAAAGUAUUGUUAAACGUCCCAAUCUAUAAACUCGAUCUACGUACAUAUUUGACAUACUUUUUUUAUUCUAAUUGAGCUAUAUUGAUCGAUUUGGUAAAUGUAAAUCAUAUAGUGAUGAAUUUUUUAAAGUGUAUCAAUCAAUCUGUGUUGUUUUGUGUUCCGUAGAUCUCAGAAUGUGAUAAAUUUGAUCGAAAAGUCACAACGUGCGUUUAUAUGAACGAAAUAAACUUGCGUUUUAUAUCUUCAAGAAAAUUGUGAAUGCACUAUCGCGCCAAAAUGUAUUGGCACCCAGGUGAGGUUAGUGAAUAAAAAGCUAUAACGAGUGGGGUUAAGAAAUCGAGAGACGAUCAUUUCACCGGCAAUAAAAAAAUGUUUCUCAAGCUCUGAUUCAAGUCAGGAUCGCUGGCGGUCAGUUUGUUUCGGAUUUGAUAUUUUCAUAUAUAUUGCAAAGACAGAGAGGUGACCUAUAAUACAUCAUAAUAGUCCAGCAUCAAAUAUUAUUUUAAUGUGUUAAAAUAAUGGUGUUAGUACACGUUCCUUCUGUACUUAACACUAUUGAUUUUACUGUUUAAAUAUAAAGUCAUAUGUAAUUAGCCAAGUAUAAUAUAUUUAUGCUUAUGUGUAUCGUAGUAAUUUGUCUCCGUUGAUAUGGACAAUGAAAUUAUUUGCAUGACUCCGAAAUCGGUCAAUAAAUAUAAAGUAAGUCGUCAUUAGUCCAUGCAAGUUGUAUGUGUUAUAUUCACAAAUGAAAUCAUUAAAUGUUAGUCAAUGUUCUGAAAUUAUUCUUACACAGAGUACUAACAUUAAAUAUAUACAGUACUAAACUAAA